AUGAUUUUUACAAAAUUAGCAUCAAAAAACUUAUUAGUCACCUGCAGUAGAUGCUUCAGUUCUUCAAUUAAAUUGAACAGAUUAAUCACAAUUAAAAGUAACGACGAGUUUCUCAACAAAGUCAUGAAUUCUGAUAACCCCGUAAUUGUGAACUUCCACGCUGAAUGGUGCGAACCUUGCCAUAUUUUGACCCCAAAAAUGAAGGAAUUGAUUGAACAUGACAACAAUAUCGACUUAGCUAUUGUAGACGUAGAAGACCAUGCUGAACUAGUCCACACUUUUGAAGUCAAAGCUGUGCCUGCCGUCAUAGCCAUAAGAAAUGGACUGGUUGUUGACAAAUUUAUCGGUCUUGUUGACGCAAAUAUGAUUGAAAGUUUAAUUAGUAAGUUAAGUAAAAAAGUAAGUUAGGUAUUUGGACUGCGUUUUGUUUAUUAGUUAUAAAAUCACAAUUCAGAUAACGGUUUGUUUAUGUAUUUAUGAAUAUAUUCUUGUAUAGUUAA
This is a messenger RNA of Tribolium madens (black flour beetle), 500 nucleotides long. RefSeq names its product thioredoxin, mitochondrial. Bases 1 to 408 code for a protein of 135 amino acids. The transcript has a single exon. The record is from RefSeq and is a predicted model, not a curated record. Lineage: Eukaryota; Metazoa; Arthropoda; Insecta; Coleoptera; Tenebrionidae. Gene Ontology annotation, biological process: cell redox homeostasis. Gene Ontology annotation, cellular component: mitochondrion.